CCUGAAGUCCAACUCAAUUGUUGGUGUGUCAGAAGGAUCAGUCAUGGGAUUGCUGCUGCCGAUCCUUCUUGCGGUUAUCACAGCGCUGGUGGGAGGCUUGUAUCUUCUUGGGGUUUUCCGCCAGCGCAGACCAGGAGAGCCCCCACUGGAUAAGGGGCUCAUCCCUUGGCUGGGCCAUGUUUUGGAGUUCCGCAGGGACACACUGACGUUCCUGGAUAAAAUGCAGAAGAAGCAUGGUGAUGUGUUCACCAUCCAGUUGGGCGGCUACUAUUUCACCUUCCUCCAGGACCCACUGUCUUUUGGGCCGUUUGUUAAGGAGAGCCGAGAAAAACUGGACUUCAAUAAUUUUGCCAAGUUUCUGGUGGCCAGGGUCUUCAAAUACUGGUCUGUCGAGCAUGAGCAUAGCUUUCUCCAGCAGUCCAGCAACAAGCACCUGAAGGGGGAUGGCCUGGAGGUCCUCACGCAGUCCAUGAUGAGCAACCUGCAAAACCUGAUGUUGCACAACAUUGGCAGAGCUUCUGAGGGGGUGGAGAAGGCCUGGAUAGAGGACGGACUCUUCAUGUACUGCUACAACAUUGUCUUCAGGGCUGGCUACCUGUCCUUGUUUGGCAACGUGCCCCCCAAAUCUGAAGACGGGGAGAAGAAAGCCAAAGAGAAAGACAGAGCUGAAUCUGAGGUUUUGUUUCACCAGUUUCGUAAAUACGACGUUCUCUUUCCAGACUUGGCGUAUGGGGUCCUGCCUCCAAAGAAGAGACUAGAAGUUCAGUGGCUGUUGGACUACUUCUGGAAUGUCCUGUCAGUAGGCAAGGUAAAAACAAAGGACAACAUCAGCGGCUGGGUGUUGGACAUGCAGCAGUUUCGUGAGGAGAAGGGCAUGGAUGAGUCCAUGAUCACCAGGUACAUGUUUCUCCUCCUUUGGGCCUCGCAAGGCAAUACGGGCCCGUCCUCUUUCUGGCUGCUCCUCUACCUCAUGAAGCACCAGGACGCCAUGGCGGCCGUCAAGGAUGAGGUAGAUCAGAUAGUGCGAGAAUCCGGCCAGGAAGUCACACGCGGUGGGCCCUUACUGAACUUGACGAGAGACAUGCUGCUGAAGACCUCCAUCCUGGACAGUGCCGUAGAGGAGACCCUUCGUCUCACCACCGCACCCCUCCUCACCAGAGCUGUGCUCCAGGACAUGACACUAAAGAUGGCUGAUGGCCGGGAGUUUCUCAUCCGCAAGGGGGACAGGGUGUCAGUUUUCCCUUACGGCGGUGUCCACAUGGACCCAGAAAUCCACCCCGACCCAAAGUCCUUCAAAUACAACCGAUUCCUCAAUGCGGACGGGAGCAAGAAGUCGGAUUUUUACAAAAACGGCAAGAAGGUGAAGUACUACAGCAUGCCCUGGGGAGCCGGGGUGUCCAUCUGUCCGGGUCGCUUUUUCGCCACCAACGAGCUCAAACAGUUUGUGUUCCUCAUGCUGGUCUACUUUGAGUUUGAGCUGCUGGAUCCCGAGCAGAAGAUCCCGGGAAUAAACGUCAAGCGGUUGGGGUUUGGAGCAAUGCACCCCGAAAACGAUGUUCAGUUUCGAUACAGACUCAGAUAUUAAAACCACCAUCAAAUCCUUUUAAUCAGCUCUCACUGAGCACUCUAUUUGCACCAUUCCUCAGUGGCACUACCUGCAUUUAUAUGCUACGCACUAGAAUAUCCACUUUUGUGUUAUUGCUGUGUACAUUAAUCAGAAAUCAAUGCUAUUUUGCCAUAAAUAAUCUCACACUGUUCUGACACUGAUUCUUCUGCAGCAGUUAUAAUGACCCUCUUUGACUCCAUGAUUUGUCAUGAGAAACAUGUGCACAAUGACCCUUGACUCACACACUGUGGGACCAAUUUACACACUUGGAAAUACGGUAUAUUGUAGUUCAAGUUUGAAGUACUUGCUAAAGAAUGUAUUUGGAGUGUCGCAUCUGGUACUUUAAUGAGAUUGCAUUUUCUGGCAUGUAUAAUUCCCCAUAUGUUCCAGGAAUGUGCGAGGCACCAAUGGCAAGAGUUCAAUGAGUUCUAUCAGUUGAGACAACUAUAAGACAGUAAAUCAGUUUCAAUAAAUCCUCACAAACACACACAUAGGGAGACCCUGGGAAGACAAUCUCACUGUGGCCCUGAGAAUCCUCUAGACUCUCCAGAUGUGGGCAAUGUUUGGGGAAAAUGCCUCCAAGAUGCUAGACAUGACGCUUGCUGGUUGUAAUAAAGUUAUCUUUGCUCAGCUGGUUUUCCUCAUCUGUAAUAUGUGUGUGUGUGUGUGUGUGUGUGUGUGUGUGUGUAUGUAUAUAUACAGUGGUGUGUGAAAAAGUGUUUGCCUCCUUCCUGCUUUCUUUUUUUUUUCCAUUUUUGUCACACUUAAAUGUUUCAGAUCAUCAAACAAAUUUAAAUGUUAGUCAAUGACAACACAACUGAACCCAAAAUGCAGUUUUUAAAUGAAAGUUUUUAUUAUUAAGGGAGAAAAAGAAAUCCAAACCUACAUGGCCCUAUGUGAAAAAGUGAUUGCUCCCUAAACUGGUUGGGCCACCCUGAGCAGCAACAACUGCAAUCAAGCGUUUUUCAACAACUUAUAAGUCUCUUACAGCACCAUGGAGGAAUUCUGGCCCACUCAUCUUUGCAGAAUUAUUGGAAUUCAGCCACGUUGGAGGGUUUUCUAGCAUAAAACACCUUUUUAAAGGGAUAGUUGGGAUUUUUUGACAUGAAGUUGUAUGACAUCCCCAUCAGCAGUGUAGUCCAGCAACAGCUACUCAUCCCCCACUUCUGUCCAAUUCUGGUUGGAUUUUGAUGUUGAAGAACGUAUUUCCGCUUAGUUGCUGGGGACAUUUAAGCAAAGUGUUUAAAAGAGUAAUACAUUUGCAUCACAAAAAUGCCUUCUCAAAAAAAUCUGACCUCACAAAAUGCUUGGUGUUAUAUUUGUCUCCCUCCAUGUCCCU
Dunckerocampus dactyliophorus (ringed pipefish) is the source of this 2945-nucleotide messenger RNA. RefSeq names its product 7-alpha-hydroxycholest-4-en-3-one 12-alpha-hydroxylase-like. Bases 44 to 1585 code for a protein of 513 amino acids. The transcript has a single exon. NCBI's taxonomy places the organism in Eukaryota, Metazoa, Chordata, Actinopteri, Syngnathiformes, Syngnathidae. Gene Ontology annotation, molecular function: sterol 12-alpha-hydroxylase activity; iron ion binding; heme binding. The record is from RefSeq and is a predicted model, not a curated record.